This is a messenger RNA of Meloidogyne enterolobii, 562 nucleotides long. The record is from the annotation of a GenBank genome assembly. Lineage: Eukaryota; Metazoa; Nematoda; Chromadorea; Rhabditida; Meloidogynidae.
AUGAGUGGAGCUGCUGCCACCCUGAAGCGUUUAUUAAACCAACUAGAAAAUAUAAAAAACGAAAUUGAAACCAAAAUUCUUCCAGCUGUUGAACGUUUGGAGGAAAUUGAUAGAAGAUUUACUAAACUUUCGAAUUGGCAUAAUAAAAGGCAGAAGGAUGAGCUUGAAUUGAGGGGGUACACUUUUUUGAGUAGGGAGCAGUCUAAAAUGAUAAUUAAUGGAAGAGUGUUGAAUGAAGGAGGUAAUCACUAAAAGUUGCUCAUUUGGGACAAAAAAUGGUAUCUUACAAAGAGCGUAGAUUAGGUGUGAGUAUCGCUCACAUCAUCCAGUAUCUCCCCCAGAUUCAAUAUCUCUCACUGUCAUACAAUAUCUCCCUAUCAUAUCCCCGUAUUUCAUCCUCAUCCAUAAUCUCUCCCCUUUACCCAGUUAACCAGUAUCUCACUCAAUCACCCAAUAUCUUUCUCCCUCGUCCAGUAUCUCUCCUCCGCAUCCAGUAUCCUUCCCACGCAUCCAGUAUCUUUCCCUUGCAUCAAGCAUCUCGUCCCCUCGUCCAUUGGCUAAC